Cherax quadricarinatus is the source of this 10859-nucleotide messenger RNA. RefSeq names its product Poly(A) specific ribonuclease subunit PAN3 (gene PAN3). Gene Ontology annotation, molecular function: poly(A) binding; ATP binding; protein kinase activity. Gene Ontology annotation, biological process: mRNA processing; nuclear-transcribed mRNA poly(A) tail shortening; protein phosphorylation. Lineage: Eukaryota; Metazoa; Arthropoda; Malacostraca; Decapoda; Parastacidae. Gene Ontology annotation, cellular component: P-body; PAN complex. The record is from RefSeq and is a predicted model, not a curated record.
UUGAGUGGUGUAUAAGUGUGGUGAAGGUUGGUGAUGUGAGAGUGGCGGCGGGUGAGUGUUAGCCCACUCAUCACACUCACUAGCCACAAUAGCAGCAUCUGAUCCCUCUCACCACCCCCGCCAUCACCCUCACUUGUUCACUGUUUCCAGCCAUAUUGAAGCGCUUCUCCGCAGUCUCGUGUGUUUACACUCUCUUUCUGUUUAAUCAUGAGCUAGUGGGAUGUUUUAUCUAGUGACACAAGUGAGUAGAACAGUCGAGUGCAUUUAAUGGCGGCUGGUGGACAGUGAAUGAUGAUGAGUGGAGGAGAUACAGUGGUUGAAAGUUAGUGAAGGCGGUGGUAGCGUCCACUUCUCUGAUGGUGAAAUGAGGCAGGCAGUGAGAAGAAUUUUGCUUAACAUUUUGUCCUGUUUAGCCAAGUCUGCAUUUUCUUAAUUUGUAAGCCAGAUUUGAAAAGCCCUUGAAAUUAGUCAGAAGUACAUACAAGUAUCAGCUCUUGUACAACAAACACCAAUGUUACAGUUUUGUAAGAAUAUUACGGAGAGUAAUUGGGAUGGACCCUCUCUUCCUUAACCUUGGACUGCCACAGCAGGCAGCUGCAGUGGCUCCAGCAUCUACUCCUCCUGUGACCAGUCAAGUGAAUGGCCUGCCACAGGAGUCGAAACUUGCCACUUAUAUAAGUAAUCGCCAGCAGUUGUCAGCAUCAGCACAGCAGCAGCAACAGCAGGAGCAACAAUCUCUAACUAAAAGUGUUGCUGCACUGAGCCUUGAUGGAGUUAGUACAAGAAAAGUUAAUGUGCCUGCAGUGAGCAGUGUUGCUGAAUUCAUACCAGGGCCAGGUGGAGGUGGAGGUCUUGCCCACUCAUCCUCCACCCCAUCUUUCCACUCAUUCUCAGGCCUUGGCUCACCCAGCCUCUCCACUCCAUCCUCCUUGGGUUUUUCUCCCAUGACACGGUCUUCACCGGCUGCAACGAUAGCAUCCCCGCAGAGACCGAUAUCGCCUCAGGAUUCCCCGAGCAGAGGACGAUGUUCCCCACAAAAUAGUGGAGAGGACAAUAAUGCUUCCAAUUUGUCCACCUAUCAGGAAAAUGUUGGGGGGACAACCUACUUUUUUACUACACAAGACCAGCCCUCGUUUGGAGCUAGUGCAGCUACUGCAUCUCCGGCUUCAUUCACUGCUGGUCCUCCACCAGCUCUUGUGUUCCCACCAUACCAUAUUUUACCGCCCACGCCUGCCCAUGUCCAUCACUUGAGGGCUCCCAACAAUACCCCACACUUCUUUAUGGGUGAUGAAUUGCGAAAUGAAAUACUGGAAAGACAUGCAAUUACGCUGGCGCAUGUUGACCCAGAGCAGUUUUCUGAUUUACCUCAGGAAAUCGAUAUGUACCAUGAGCUAGUGCCAUUGGAGCCUCAACACACCGUAAACAAAUCAUCAAUUUUUGGUUAUGCUUCCUCUGUGUAUAAGGGUACCAAUAUCAAGACUGGGCUACAUUAUUGCCUUUACCGUAUCCAUGGAUUUCGGUUGAGCAACGUUAAAGUCACUCAGCUAGUGGAUCUAUGGAAGAAGUUACAACAUUCCAGUGUGACACAGUUGAGAGAAGUCUUCACUACUAAGGCCUUCAAUGACAAUUCCAUAGUGUUUGUUUAUGACUACCAUGCUGGUGCGGAGACUCUGGCUUCUCGGCACUUCUCAUCUACAAAUGCCUUAACAGCAAAUGGUUGGGAAGGGCUAACAGGCUCUCCAGGGGGAAAUGGGAGUAGCAACUCUCAUGAUCCUCCUACACGAGGUAUUCACAAGAGUCAUCGGCAGAAUUCUAGCAGUAGUCUUCUACCAGAAUCCACUUUGUGGAACUACAUCAUCCAGUUGACAGGAGCCCUACGGACCAUUCACACACAGGGCCUUGCAUGCCGCACAUUAGACCCUACAAAAAUCCUUCUUAUAGAUAACAAGGCAAGAAUCAGAGUCAACUGCUGUGGAAUUCAUGAUGUAUUGAAUUUUGAUCCAAAUGUUGCCAAUCCCCUUGCCAGUAUGCCGCAGUAUCAGCAAGAGGACCUGGUGAAUUUAGGUAAACUGAUGGUGGCCCUUGCAUGCAAUUCUGUGCUUGCAUUGCAAAGAGAUAAUAUCCAGACUGCCCUUGAAUUAAUCAAUCGCUCAUAUUCACGUGAUUUAGCCAUGCUGGUGGUCUGCCUCCUUACCUCGCAACGCAUCAAGAGUAUAAAUGAUGUUAUGCCAAUGAUUGGAGCAAGGUUCUAUACUGCAUUAGAAACAGCUACACAGAGAGCGGAUACAUACGAAUCUGAGAUUUCCAAAGAAAUUCAUAAUGGACGACUUUUCCGCCUUCUUACAAAGUUGAAUACUAUUGUUGAUCGUCCACAACUCCACUUGGAUUCAUCUUGGAGCGAGACUGGUGACCGAUAUAUGCUAAAGCUCUUCAGAGAUUACGUCUUUCAUCAGGUAACAGAUGAUGGGAGACCUUGGUUAGACUUGGCACAUAUAGUAUCAGUCCUUAAUAAAUUAGAUGCUGGAUCAUCAGACAAGAUAUGUCUAAUGUCCCAUGAUGAGCAGAACAUCCUGGUUACAUCCUAUGCUGAGUUGAAGCGUUGUUUUGAGAGAUCUUUCAAUGAAAUACUACAAGCUGCCUCAUCACACAAGACAGCAUUGUCCUAGCAAUGUCUCAUUUGCAUGUGGUUGCUUCAUUGUUCACUGUUACACUAGAAGUGAAGGAAAACAAUCAGUAAUUCAUCCUUUGUUACGGCUCUUGAGAGAACUCAUGGUUUGGUAAUCCCUAGGCUAAUGCAGAUUACCACUUAGACACUGAAAAGUAUGCAACAGUGAAAAUGGUAAGCUUAGUAAUCUUGGUCUGUUGACCUCCUGCCCAGUGUUCUAGCCAUUAGAGGAAUUGCAUUGAAGUUUCAGUAACACUGUCCAAUUUUCAUAAUCACCAGUGAUGAUUUAUGAAUUCCAGUUACUGUGUUGCACCAGGAGGGCAAGCCACCUUUCAUCACCAUGUCACUUGAAUCAGGUUUAAAGCUUCAGCUAGUUAAUAUUGUCAAGAUGGUUUCAUAUUUGUAUAACAUCUUCAAAUGGUAAAUAAUGAAUUCAUUGAGCGAAAUGUGCACUAUAAGUUUUCAGUGAGUGCUGUAUAUAUUUUACAGUAUCCAAAACACACAUGGAAAUCAUAUUGUUACAAAUGAUCAAAGCAUGUUGGCUUGGCUUGCAGUUUUGGGCAGCUGUUUUUUUAUGUUAAAACAUAUGUAUAACGCUUAAAGUAAAAGGUCAUAACUAAAUAUAUUUUUUUGAUAUAAAUGCAAAAUAAUUUUUUAGUAAUCAUGGUAUACAGUAACAACAAAAAUGGGUGAGAGGGGAAAGGGAGAGGCAGGAAAAAUUUCUGGCAGGAUGUGUCGUACUAAAGUAUUUGUUCCUUUAAUUUAAAGGUGCAUAUUAUCUGAGCUUUAAGCCAUUUGAAGAUGUCUUAGAUUAAAUUUAUUUAUUAAAUCAUAAAACACUUAUAAAGAAAACCAAAUUUUAUACUUUAUGAAAAUGCAUAGUCUUAGCUACAAAAAGAAGUUUUUAAAUAGAUAUUUCCAGUGAGAGAAAUGUAGGUUAAGUUAAUGCAAUUGGAAGAGUUACAUACGUUUGAGUCUUCUGUGAUAGGUGUGAACCUGGUCUGCUGUUAAUAGCAAGCAUUACUGAUCAAAAUGACUUUUCUCAAAUUUUUUCUUUUAUUUUUCUUAUUGUGAGAAGCAGUGAAAUAAUGCAUCUGUCGAAUGAAAUGCAUUUCAUUUGCAGUUAACUUUUAUCCUGAGUACUGUGAUUGAUUUUGCAAUAUGGAUUAACAGUAGCCUGAUUUAGUGUUGUACCAGAAGUACGGGGGUGUAUUUAGCAACUUCUGUGAAGUGAAAAUUGUUAAGAAAUAAUAUUGGUGAGCGAGCACAAAGUUAGUGUACUUACAAACUGUACAGAAAAUAUUUAAAGAUUAGGCUAGUGUCUUAAAGAUUCUUAUCACCACAUUCAUACUGAAUGGUACACUAGCUCUAUUUCAUAUUUAUUAGAUAUUAAAGAGUAUUAUUUAUUUUUUGUGGAGGAUAGUCAAAGCUUGAUAGGCUUUUGGACUGGUUUAGAUUAAGUAUUCUUUCCCUUAGCUCUAUUUUUUGCUAAUUCAAAUAAUGUAGUUUUUAUGUUUACAGUAUCAGACAAUUGAAACUUUAAAGUUUGAAUAGGAAAAUAAAUUUUCUUUUAAAAAAUUAGCCUUCAUUUCGUGCAUGCAACUUUUCUAAUAGAGAUACUGUACAGUAUAGUAGUAGAGCAAUGAUUGGUAUUAUUAAAAUUAUCUGACCUCUGAUAUCUGUACAAUUAGUACUGUCACGCAUACAAUUAUUUGCAAUAAUAGCUGGUUGCUAAAUGGUUUCUUCUCAGUAGGUCACUUUAUUGCAGCCUUAAGGUUGAGGAUGCAACCAAUACUACCUUCAAGAAAUAAAUUAAAUACCAAGAGUUGACAUAUACCUCUCAUUAACAGGCAAGUAUUGUAAUCAUGAAACUAUUUUUCUUAUCUGUAUUUGUAUAUAGGAACACAAAAUAUUGAAUGACCAUGCUGACAAAGCAUGUAAUAAUCCUAUUUGAUUUAUGCAUUACCAGUUUUAUUUAAUUUCUUUUAAAUUUGUGGGUGUUUUUGCAUGCUCUUAGACUUAUCCAUUCAAGACAUUUGACCAAAUAUAUCUUAAAAAAUAUGGGAAUUUUAAAAUGCAUUUUUUUUUGUAGUUCAGUUAACCAUUUAAUAGGUAGAUUACUUUGAAAUCAAAUUUAUAUUCCUUUUGGUUAUUUUGUCAGAUACUUAUUUAUACAUACAAACACACUAUAUAAAAUGCACUUUUUUCACAGUUGGAAGCUUUUGCAUGCAUGUAUGUCUCGGCAUACAUUUUCUUAUCUUGGGCUACAUGUGCCAAUGUGUGCACACACACAUUAAGUGAUACUUCAGUGAGCUACCUGAGGCUCUGCUACCACAGACUUUGUUGGAAGUUACUAUCUUAUUGGUAACUAAUAAAACCUGAGUAUGUAGUGUUAUUAUGAUGGAAAUCACCUUGGGAAUGGGAUUGCUGGAGAAUACAUCUAGAAAGGUACUAAUCAAACAAUUCUUUUAGGAUCACUUUUUUUUUUUUUAAUGUUUUGUUGAGUCGGCUAUUGGUGUGCCAUCAACCAGUUUCUUUAAUACUAUGAAAGCCAGUUUGUGCAUUAUAAAUCUUUAGAUUACAUUCAUACUUCAGAUUUUUUUUUACAUGUUGGCCAUUUCCCACCAAGGUAGGGUGACCCAGAAAGAAAGAAAGAAAAACCUUUCAUCAUCAUUCAACAAUUUCACCCUCACUCAUACAUAAUCACUGUGCAGAGGCACUCAGAUAUGACAGUUUAGAUGUCCCUCCAAGCUGCCAAUAUCCCAAACCCCUCCUUGUGAAUAUCUAGUAGUGUUUGUUUUACCUAUUUGUGAUUACGUACCUGUUUUGACAUAUUUGUGGCUACAAGAACUGAGUUAUGUAUGUUAUGUACAGUUUUCAAUAAUAAAGUAUUUAGUUUUUUAUUGUCAAAAGUCUCCAGAGAUUGUACUACACUUUCUUCUUGAAUCCUAUUCCACAUAUCUACAAAUCUAAUUGCGAAGAAUAUUUUCUAGUGUUUAAAGCACUUUUCUCAUAAUUUGAAAUAUGAUUUAUUUCUCUUAAUACGUUGUACCUGUACCAUGGCUUCCGUAACUGCAUUCUCAUAUUCUUGUAUGUUUUUUUAAUAUCCUUUCUUUUACUCUUUUUUUUUUAUAUAUAUUUUCUUUUUCACUUAAUUUAGUUGCAGACCCUUCAGUCUUUCUGUGUGAUUCAUAUUUUUAUGUUCUAGGAUCUGUUUUAUUGCAUGUCUUUGAUUUUUUUUUUUUUCCCCCCCAACAAGUCUGCCGUCUCCCACCGAGGCAGGGUGACCCAAAAAAGAAAGAAAAUCCCCAAAAAGAAAAUACUUUCAUCAUCAUUCAACACUUUCACCACACUCACACAUUAUCACUGUUUUUGCAGAGGUGCUCAGAAUACAAUAGUUUAGAAGCAUAUACGUAUAAAGAUGCACAACAUAUCCCCCCAAACUGCCAAUAUCCCAAACCCCUCCUUUAAAGUGCAGGCAUUGUACUUCCCAUUUCCAGGACUCAAGUCCGACUAUAUGAAAAUAACCGGUUUCCCUGAAUCCCUUCACUAAAUAUUACCCUGCUCACACUCCAACAGAUCGUCAGGUCCCAAGUACCAUUCGUCUCCAUUCACUCCUAUCUAACACGCUCACGCAUGCUUGCUGGAAGUCCAGGCCCCUCGCCCACAAAACCUCCUUUACCCCCUCUCUCCAACCCUUUCGAGGACGACCCCUACCCCGCCUUCCUUCCCCUAUAGAUUUAUAUGCUUUCCAUAUCAUUCUACUUUGAUCCAUUCUCUCUAAAUGACCAAACCACCUCAACAACCCCUCUUCUGCCCUCUGACUAAUACUUUUAUUAACUCCACACCUUUUCCUAAUUUCCACACUCCGAAUUUUCUGCAUAAUAUUUACACCACACAUUGCCCUUAGACAGGACAUCUCCACUGCCUCCAACCGUCUCCUCGCUGCUGCAUUUACCACCCAAGCUUCACAUCCAUAUAAGAGUGUUGGUACUACUAUACUUUCAUACAUUCCCUUCUUUGCCUCCAUAGAUAACGUUUUUUGUCUCCACAUAUACCUCAACGCACCACUCACCUUUUUUCCCUCAUCAAUUCUAUGAUUAACCUCAUCCUUCAUAAAUCCAUCUGCCGACACGUCAACUCCCAAGUAUCUGAAAACAUUCACUUCUUCCAUACUCCUCCUCCCCAAUUUGAUAUCCAAUUUUUCUUUAUCUAAAUCAUUUGAUACCUUCAUCACCUUACUCUUUUCUAUGCUCACUUUCAACUUUCUACCUUUACACACAUUCCCAAACUCAUCCACUAAUCUUUGCAAUUUUUCUUUAGAAUCUCCCAUAAGCACAGUCUCAUCAGCAAAAAGUAACUGUGUCAAUUCCCAUUUUGAAUUUGAUUCCCCAUAAUUUAAUCCCACCCCUCUCCAAACACCCUAGCAUUUACUUCUUUUACAACCCCAUCUAUAAAUAUAUUAAACAACCAUGGUGACAUUACACAUCCCUGUCUAAGACCUACUUUUACUGGGAAGUAGUCUCCCUCUCUUCUACACACACUAACCUGAGCCUCACUAUCCUCAUAAAAACUCUUUACAGCAUUUAGUAACUUACCACCUAUUCCAUAUACUUGCAACAUCUGCCACAUUGCUCCUCUUAUCCACUCUAUCAUAUGCCUUUUUUUAAAUCCAUAAAUGCAAUAAAAACUUCCCUACCUUUAUCUAAAUACUGUUCACAUAUAUGCUUCAAUGUAAACACUUGAUCUACACAUCCCCUACCCACUCUGAAACCUCCUUGCUCAUCUGCAAUCCUACAUUCUGUCUUUCUAAUUCUUUCAAUUAUAACCCUACCGUACACUUUUCCUGGUAUACUCAGUAAACUUAUUCCUCUCUAAUUUUUACAAUCUCUUUUGUCCCCUUUCCCCUUUAUAUAAAGGGACUAUACAUGCUCUCUGCCAAUCCCUAGGUACCUUCCCCUCUUUCAUACAUUUAUUAAACAAAAGUACCAACCACUCCAACACUAUAUCCCCCCCCCUGCUUUUAACAUUUCUGUCAUGAACCCAUCAGUUCCAGCUGCUUUACCCCCUUUCAUUCUACAUAAUGCCUCACGUACCUCCUCCACACUUACAUACUGCUCUUCUUCACUCCUAAAAGAUGGUAUACCUCCCUGGCCAGUGCAUGAAAUUACCGCCUCCCUAUCUUCCUCAACAUUUAAAAGUUCCUCAAAAUAUUCUCGCCAUCUACCUAAUACCUCCCUCUCCCCAUGUACUAACUCCCCUACUCUGUUUUUAACUGACAAAUCCAUACUUUCCCUAGGCUUUCUUAACUUGUUUAACUCACUCCAAAAUUUUUUCUUAUUUUCAUUAAAAUUUCUUGACAGUGCCUCUCCCACUCUAUCAUCUGCUCUCCUUUUGCACUCUCUCACCACUCUUCACCUUUCUUUUACUCUCCAUAUACUCUGCUCUUCUUAUAACACUUCUGCUUUGUAAAAACCUCUCAUAAGCUACCUUUUUCUCUUUUAUCACACCCUUUACUUCAUCAUUCUACCAAUCACUCCUCUUUCCUCCUGCCCCCACCCUCCUAUAACCACAAACUUCUAAUACUGCAUUUUUAAAACUAUUCCAACCCUCUUCAACCCCCUCACUACUAAUCUUUGCAUUAGCCCACCUUUCUGCCAAUAGUCGCUUAUAUCUCACUCGAACUUGCUCCUCCCUUAGUUUAUACACUUUCACCUCCCUCUUACUUGUUGUUGCCACCUUCCUCUUUUCCCAUCUACCUCUUACUCUAACUGUAGCUACAACUAAAUAAUGAUCCGAUAUAUCAGUUGCCCCUCUAUAAUCAUGUACAUCCUGGAGCCUACCCAUCAACCUUUUAUCCACCAAUACAUAAUCUAACGAACUACUUUCAUUACGUGCUACAUCAUACCUUGUAUAUUUAUUUAUCCUCUUUUUCAUAAAAUAUGUAUUACUUAUUACCAAAUCUCUUUCUACACAUAGCUCAAUUAAAGGCUCCCCAUUUACAUUUACCCCUGGCACCCCAAAUUUACCUACUACUCCCUCCAUAACAUUUUUACCCACUUUAGCAUUGAAAUCCCCAACCACCAUUACUCUCACACUUGAUUCAAAACUCCCCACACAUUCACUCAACAUUUCCCAAAAUCUCUCUCCUCUACACUUCUCUCUUCUCCAGGUGCAUACACGCUUACUAUAACCCACUUUUCACAUCCAAUCUUUAUUAUACUCCACAUAAUCCUUGAAUUAAUACAUUUAUAGUCCCUCUUUUCCUGCCUUCAACAUUAUUGCUACUCCUUCUUUAGCUCUAACUCUGUUUGAAACCCCUGACCUAAUCCCAUUUAUUCCUCUCCAUUGAAACUCUCCUACCCCCUUCAGCUUUGUUUCACUUAAAGCCUGGACAUCCAGCUUCUUCUCAUUCAUAACAUCCACAAUCAUCUCUUUCUUAUCAUUUGCACAACAUCCACGCACAUUCAGACUUCCCACUUUGAAAUUUCCUUCUUCUUAUUCUUUUUAGUAAUCUCUACAGGAAAAGGGGUUACUAGCCCAUUGUUCCCGGCAUUUUAGUUGACUUUUACAACACGUAUGGCUUACGGCGGAAAGAUUCUUAUUCCACUUCCCCAUGGAUAUAAAAGGAAAAGUAAUAAGACCAAGAACUAUUAAGAUAAAAUCAAAGAAAACUCAGAUGAGUGUGUAUAAAUAAACGUGUACAUGUAUGUGUAGUGUGACCUAAGUGUAAGUAGAAGUAGCAAAUGUACCUGUAAUCUUGCAUAUUUAUGAGACAGACAAAAGACACCAGCAAUCCUACCAUCAUGUAAAACAAUUACAGGCUUUUGUUUUACACUCGCUUGGCAGGACGGUAGUACCUCCCUGGGUGGUUGCUGUCUACCAACCUACUACAUGUCUUUGUACUGUAUAUAUUUUGCUAUUGUUUAACCCUAUUGGGGUUGGUGCCGUAGUACCACGAGUUUGAGCUCAGUAUCUGUGCAGUAGAACUACAUAAUGAACUCGGCUCACUUAGAUAAGCUGUGAGCGGUAAAUUUGGGCCUAGAUGUGAGAGAAUGGGUCUAUGUGGUAAGUGUGCACCACAUAAAAAAUCCUGCCCCUUGCAGUGCACAGUGGGAAAAAAAGCUGCAACCGUGUUUUUGGUUUAAAACAACUUUAUGGUGUAUUUUUGUAUGGUUUUUAUGGUUGUAUUCUCAGUCUAGUGGUCUCAUUUGAUAAAAUUGAAAGUAUGUUACAGUAGAGAUGAUUCUGAUUGGUUUCAAGAUGGAAAGUAGCUUGAAUUGAGCUCAAAGUAGCGGGAAUGUUAGAUUUUUGCCAAUAUUUCAGAGUACAUAAAUUAUGUCACUUGUUCAAUAUGUGUCCAGCUGGUCAGUUUAAUGUGCAUUCACGAAUGUGCUGACAUUAUUUAUGUAAUUAUUACAAAAAUGCAAUAGUCUGCAUAACAAUAAAUCUAUUUUUGUAUGAUUAAAAAUUCAAAAUGGAAGGCAAGUAUAAUAUAGGAGAAUCCUGGGGCUGUAACUAAUGAACAAAGGAAAUGUUUAUAGUGCCAGGAAUGUCUAUAUUUUUUUUUUCUGUUCCCUCUUUUUAAAUUGGCAAUUUUUGAAUUUUGUGUGAAAUUGGUCAAAUUACUGAUUUCUGAUCACUUUAUUGGGUAGUUGAAAUAGUUAAAGGGGUGGUUUCUUAUACUCAUUUGAUAGAAAGAAGGAAUAGUGAAAUAGGUAUGAGUUUGGCCAACUGGAACAAUAGAAUUGGCCUAAAAUAGGACUCAAAGUAGGCAAAAUCACCGAUGCCUAAAUAUUGCCAAGACCGCUAACUGCAAGAACAUAAUUCGGUAAGUUUUCCAUCAAAUUUCAUGUUUGUGGCUUCAUUACCUUCAGAGAAAGGUUCUCUAUCAUUCACAAGUUUUUUUUUUUUUUUUUUUUUUUUUAUCAACCCUGAGAGCAAUUCUCAAGAUCAAGGAUCCUGACCCUGAAAGGGGUCAAGACCCUUGAUCUGAGAAACAUGAAAAAAAAAAAAAAAUGCACCCCUGAAGGGGUGCAUUUUAGGUUAUUACCCAUUUAAGUUAGAUGGCAUUUGUCAGUGUUAUAUUUUGUUCAUUUAUUAUUCCAUAUUGUAAUUUGUCUAAAUCAUCAUGUUGGGUUUUGCAAUCACUUUGAUUUUCUACUUUCCAUAAAAAUUUUUUAGCAUCUGCAAA